AUGGGGGACUGGAAUUUCCUUGGAGGCAUUCUGGAGGAAGUUCACAUCCACUCCACCAUGAUUGGAAAGAUGUGGCUCACCGUCCUGUUCAUAUUUCGAAUGCUUGUUCUGGGUGUAGCUGCUGAAGAUGUCUGGAAUGAUGAGCAGUCUGGCUUCAUCUGUAAUACAGAACAACCCGGCUGCAGAAAUGUAUGCUAUGAUCAGGCCUUUCCUAUCUCCCUCAUUAGAUACUGGGUUUUGCAGGUGAUAUUUGUGUCUUCACCAUCCCUGGUCUACAUGGGCCAUGCUUUGUACCAACUGAGAGUUCUGGAGAAGGAGAGGCAGAUGAAGAAAGCUCAACUGAGGGGUGAACUGGAGGAGGUAGAGCUUGAAAUGCCUGGGGAUCGGAAGAGAUUGGAGCAAGAACUGCGUCAGCUUGAGCAAAGGAAACUAAAUAAAGCUCCACUCAGAGGAACCUUGCUUUGCACUUAUGUGAUACACAUUUUCACUCGCUCUGUGGUUGAAGUUGGGUUCAUGAUUGGACAGUAUCUUUUAUAUGGAUUUCACUUAGAGCCUCUAUUUAAAUGCCAUGGCCACCCGUGUCCAAAUAUAAUUGAUUGUUUUGUCUCAAGACCCACAGAAAAGACGAUAUUCCUAUUAUUUAUGCAAUCCAUAGCUACUGUUUCACUUUUCUUAAAUGUUCUAGAAAUAUUCCAUCUAGGUUUUAAAAAGAUUAAAAGAGGGCUUUGGGGACAAUAUAAAUUGAAGGAUGAACAUAAUGAAUUUUGUACCAACAAGUCAAAACAAAACCUUGCCAGAUAUCAAAACACAUCUGCAAAUUCACUGAAACGAUUCUCUUCUGCACCUGAUUACAGUCUGUUAGUGGAAAAGCAAACACACACAGCAGCGUACCCUGGUUUAAAUCCACCUGCAUUUCAGACAGAUCCAGAUAAUCACAGUGGAAAUGAUGACAAAGGCAUUUUGGAUGAACAGGAAACGCUACUUUCUGAGAUGUGUGUGCUUAGUACUACCUGUGGUCAUCUUCAAAACAUCAACUCAAGUAAUAAAGGAGACACUCAUAAAAUAUCUGGAAAAGAAGUUAAUGGUAACCAGUUGAGGGGAAAAAGAGAAAUUGAUGGCAAAGACAGCGAAAGGAACCACUACUCUGAAGGUCACUGUUCUCUUCCAGGUGAUGCUAUAGAUCUGAACAACCACACGGGGCAGUCACCCCAAACAGCUUUCUCUCUGCCAGCUAACUACACCUGGAAACCGAAAUGGCUUCGUGCUACUUGGGGUCCCUCUGCAGAAAAUGAAAAGCAGGCAUCACCUCCUAAAGGUAACCUCAAGGGCCAGCUCAGAGAGAGCACAAUCAGAACGCUUCCUCCUUCACAGGGAGACUUCCAUCCACUUGACAUUCCAGACACUCCUGAUUCUUUGGGAGGGUUGUCCUUUGAAUCCGAGUUGGUCAAAACCUGCAGUAACCCUACUGCUUGUCCUCCAAAUCAUUUAGUGUCGCUGACAAACAACCUCAUUGGUAGGCGGGCUCCCACAGACCUUCAGAUCUGA
Molecule: messenger RNA, 1545 nt
Organism: Lagenorhynchus albirostris (white-beaked dolphin)
Lineage: Eukaryota; Metazoa; Chordata; Mammalia; Artiodactyla; Delphinidae
Gene: GJA9
Product: gap junction protein alpha 9
Exons: 1
Coding region: 1-1545 (514 amino acids)
Biological process (GO): cell communication
Cellular component (GO): connexin complex
Source: RefSeq, a predicted model, not a curated record